Molecule: messenger RNA, 2120 nt
Organism: Rubroshorea leprosula
Lineage: Eukaryota; Viridiplantae; Streptophyta; Magnoliopsida; Malvales; Dipterocarpaceae
Source: the annotation of a GenBank genome assembly
AUCCACAGCCGAGAAUUUAAGAAAGGCAGCCAAAUUCAGUCCAACCAAACCCCCUUAUUUCUAACUUACAAAACUCUGAGAUUCUCGAAUUCCUCAGAAAACAAGAAAAACCCAUCAACAUAAUCCUUUCUUUCAAUCCUGGGUUUCCUCUCUUUCUCAUAAAAAGGCCAAAAAUUUCCCAUUUUUUAUGAGCUUCGCUGUGUUUGGAAUUAAGAUCCCUGGUACUUGCUGUUCGAUUGAUCUCAAUUCCCAGGAUCCAAGCUUCUUGGUUUCUUAGGUGGCGUGUGAUUUUAAUGGCAGUGGUAUCAGCAUGAGUUUCAUUUUCUGAUCAAAUACUGAUGGCCAAUCUGAAUACACCUAGAGCUAUAGUCUCUGCUGCAACAUCUGAACAAAAGGAAACACCUGCAGUAGAUUCAAACUUGAACAUGCUUCAACCCACUAUGAACCAGCAUAACAGAAGCUCUUCUGAUGGUCCUGUUGCUAUACUUUGGGAUAUUGAAAACUGUCCUGUCCCAAGUGGUGUUCGCCCUGAAGAUGUUGCUGGGAAUAUAAGAAUGGCUUUGCGGGUGCAUCCUGUCAUUAAAGGGGCUGUUACAAUGUUCUCUGCAUAUGGUGAUUUCAAUUCCUUUCCCAGACGUCUUAGAGAGGGUUGCCAGAGAACUGGUGUUAAACUCAUUGAUGUUCCAAACGGAAGGAAGGAUGCUGCUGACAAGGCUAUCUUGGUUGACAUGUUUUUGUUUGCUCUUGACAACCAUCCUCCUUCUUCUAUAAUGCUGAUUUCAGGGGAUGUAGAUUUUGCUCCAGCCCUUCACAUACUUGGUCAGCGUGGGUAUACUGUCAUUCUUGUUAUUCCUUCCGGUGUCGGUGUUUCUUCUGCCCUGUGCAAUGCUGGUAAAUUUGUCUGGGACUGGUCGAGUGUGGCUCAUGGGGAAGGCUUUCUUCCACCUUCAAAAGCUUUAAUGCAUACCCAUGGAGGACCAGCUGAGCUUGCUGGGUAUUUCAUGGGGUGUCAUAUCAAUGACAAUCUAGAUUGUCCAAAUGAGGAAGAAUCAAUAGUUUAUAGAGGCAUUUCACAAAGCUAUUACAACUCAAGAGAUUUCUCAAUUAUGUCACAAUCUUUAUCUGAGUAUACAAGUAAUCCUUCUAUCACUGGACCUACCUUCCCUGCAACUUUCAGGUCACACAGCCUCCCAUCUGGGUUGAAUGAAGCAUCAGGAUGUCCUGUCUCUUAUGAUCAAAAUGAUACUAUGUGGGUACAGCCUGGAGACAUAAAUGAGUAUGGAGCAUUCAAGCUUGUUAAUCUCUUCAAGAAGAUGGGUGAUGCUAUGGCGAUUGAUGGAAAAGGCCAUAAGAAAUUUGUCUACCUUCGGAACUGGAAAGCAGGCCCAAGUGCACCUCCUUUAGUUCUGGCAAGGAAGGAUAAGAAAGGAAAGGGGACUCAGGAAGAUAAUAUGGAUUUUAAUACUGGUGUAGGCUCUUCGGAUGACUUCUCUGAUGAGGAAAGGAUGGUGGUUGAGGAGCUAGAUGAUAGGAGGAACCAAGGGAGGAUUAAUUUAAGAACAGCAGCUGGAUGUGAAGUUGAUGACUGUCAUCUGGAGCAGUUCAAAUAUGAAUUGCAGGAAAUUCUAGUCAGCUAUUCUUGCUUGAUUUUCUUGGGUUGUUUUGAGGCAAUAUACCAGCAACGGUACAAGAAACCUUUGGACUAUCAGAAGCUCGGUGUUGAAAAGCUGGAGGAGUUGUUUGACAAGGUGAAAGAUGUGGUGGUUGUGCAAGAAGACCCAAUAAGCAAGAAGAAAUUUCUGGCAGCAGUAGAUGGCUAGCAAAAUCAGGUAGCUGCAUUUCCCUGUAACCUUUUGAAUUUCUAUCCUUCUUUGACCUAAAAAGGGCUGACAGUUGAGUUGACUACAUGCUUUUUCAGUGCUUGGUCCCUCUAUCUGUCUCUUAUUUUCUUUCCCUUAGAAAAUUUCCAUAAGUAAUAAUACUAGAGAUGGAAGAUGCUGUUUUUGAUAUGUGUCCUGCAUGGAGUUGUUUUAAAAUUUCCAUGUAAUACUGGUGCCUAGGAUUGUAACUGAUUCACUGCUACUAUGAAAUCUUUGUGUAAAUCAAGUCUUUUUAUUUAU